Molecule: messenger RNA, 966 nt
Organism: Chelmon rostratus (copperband butterflyfish)
Lineage: Eukaryota; Metazoa; Chordata; Actinopteri; Chaetodontiformes; Chaetodontidae
Gene: elovl4a
Product: ELOVL fatty acid elongase 4a
Exons: 6
Coding region: 1-966 (321 amino acids)
Biological process (GO): fatty acid elongation, saturated fatty acid; sphingolipid biosynthetic process; fatty acid elongation, polyunsaturated fatty acid
Cellular component (GO): endoplasmic reticulum; endoplasmic reticulum membrane
Molecular function (GO): fatty acid elongase activity
Source: RefSeq, a predicted model, not a curated record
AUGGAGAUCGUCACACAUUUAAUUAAUGACACCAUAGAGUUCUACAAAUGGACCCUAACGAUUGCAGACAAGCGAGUGGAGAAAUGGCCUCUGAUGGACAACCCGCUGCCCACGCUGGCCAUCAGCACCUCCUACCUGCUGUUCCUCUGGCUGGGGCCCAAAUACAUGAAGAACAGAGAGCCCUUCCAGCUCCGCAAAACCCUCAUUGUUUACAACUUCAGCAUGGUCUUCCUCAACUUCUUCAUCUUUAAAGAAUUGUUUAUGGCGGCGCGGGCGGCGAGCUACAGUUACAUUUGCCAACCGGUGGACUAUUCAGACGACCCCAAUGAAGUCAGGGUGGCAGGAGCGCUGUGGUGGUAUUUCGUCUCUAAGGGCAUCGAGUAUCUGGACACAGUGUUUUUCAUCCUGAGGAAAAAAUUCAACCAGGUCACCUUCCUGCACGUCUACCACCACUGCACCAUGUUCACGCUCUGGUGGAUCGGCAUCAAAUGGGUGGCAGGAGGACAGUCAUUCUUUGGUGCGCACAUGAACGCAGCAAUCCACGUCUUGAUGUACCUGUACUAUGGCCUGGCCUCCUGUGGGCCCAAGAUCCAAAAGUACCUGUGGUGGAAGAAGUACUUGACCAUCAUCCAGAUGAUCCAGUUCCACGUCACCAUCGGCCACACAGCCCUGUCCCUCUACGUCAACUGCGACUUCCCCCACUGGAUGCACUACUCCCUCAUCUGCUACGCCAUCACCUUCAUCAUCCUCUUCGGCAACUUCUACUACCAGACCUACCGCCGCCAGCAGCCCAGGCGCGACGCCUCCUCCUCCUCCUCCUCCAAAGCGGGCAAGGCCCUCUCUAACGGCAGCCUGAACGGCCUCAGCAAGGCCGCCAACGGGGCGGCGGUGACGGGGAGCAAAGAGGAGAAGCCCCAGGAGAACUCUGGCAGGAGAAAGAGGAAAGGAAGGGCUAAAAGAGAUUAG